Messenger RNA from Daucus carota subsp. sativus, 698 nucleotides. RefSeq lists its product as uncharacterized. NCBI's taxonomy places the organism in Eukaryota, Viridiplantae, Streptophyta, Magnoliopsida, Apiales, Apiaceae. The record is from RefSeq and is a predicted model, not a curated record. The transcript is spliced from 2 exons. The coding region runs from base 16 to 504 and encodes 162 amino acids.
UGGCUGAUAUUAUACAUGCCUGUUCCUCAAUAUGCUAGAAGCUGUAGUGAAUAUCGUUCCAGACUGGUACCUGGCAGUUUGUUUGCUGCCAAUAUGAUUUGUGUUGAAAUACUGCUUAAUGAUUUGCACGUGUUUGAAGUUUAUGGUCAUAUUGAUGCAUUGCGAUGUUUAUACCCCUUGUUUACUGUGUUCAUGUUAUGCAACACUUCUGGAUGCCAGUUUGGAGAAGGGUGUCAUUUUCUGGACUAUGUUCCUGGGGGCUUUAGCGCACUAGGACAGAUGGGAAACAUGGGACCAGGCGCAAGAAAGCCAGCUCCACCAACAUAUGCAGAUGGUCCUGCUCCAGCUAUCAAAACUAAGCUCUGCAACCAAAUCAACACCCCAGAAGGAUGCAAGUUCGGCUAUGGUGCCAAAAAAGACAAAGGCAAAAAGAAAACGGCUAUUUCUCAAGGGAUGAUGAUGGUGAUUGCGAUGAGGAAGAUUGAAAUGAAGCUACCUAGCUAGAUGCAUUAUUUGUAGGGAUGCUGAUUUUGUUAAAACAUUGCUUUUGUCUUUUGAUUGUUCAGCUGUAACGUAUAUUGGUUGUUGGCUUUUGCUAGCUUUUGGCUGAUUGUUUAGCUGUAACAUUUAUGUCGUACAUAAUUUUAUAACUGUCCUUUUGUAAAUAUAUGAAUACUUGUUGGCUUUUAAAUUAUGUU